CGCCUCCGUUCACUAGACCUUUACCCACUAGAAUAUAGGCGUCUUAGAGGUGAUUUAUUAAUGGCUUAUAGUAUUCUUAACACUUCUGGACAUCCUCUUAAACACCUACUUAAGCUUAGUUCGAACAAUAACCUAAGGGGUAACACCCAGAAACUGGAAACACAACAUAGCAAGACGGAAUGUAGACACAACUUCUACUCCUUAAGAGUUGUCAAAAGCUGGAACUCGCUGCCGGCCGAGCUAGUCCAAGCGACUUCUCAGGAGUCCUUCAAGAGGCAACUUGACCUAUUCUUAAGGACCAAGGACAGCAUCGCACUAUGAUUUACCAAUUUCUUUUCCUCUUUUAUUGUUAACAUACCUAGGUUCCUGCCUGGAGGAUUUGGUAACCCUUUGCUACUAGACACGGAAGCCUGUUAAGCGAAAGCUUCUUCUAUCCCGUCCACAAUCAUUUGAACCAUUUGUACCGUUUAAAACAUAUUGAGAAUUGGAUGUCGUUUUUAUUCUUUUUCAUUCAAAUUUUUGAAUGUUAGAAGGUGAUAUCGUAGGAAAGGAGUAAUAAACCAAGUAAUGCAACUUAAUGCUGAAUACGCUAGAGAACUAAGGGCAGUGUUCAAGAUUCUAGAGUUUUCCAUUGGUGUUAGUCUCAUAGUAUCAAUAAUUGUUGCUGAUCACUAUCGAAUUACUGCGACUGGUGGACUUUUAGCAUUCUUUGCACUAGUUGGGGCACUCAUAUCACUAUUUUUCUUCGUUAUUCAUCUAUGUGGCCUCAUUUACAAAAUUCGAGGGCCUGUUACACUGAUUGAAUUUAUUACGAUAAAAUUCUGUGCUAUUUUGGCCUUUAUCGCGAUGAUUAUAGCAGCCGCAACUGGUGGAGGUUCUUCAGCUUCGAUAGCCUCAGCACUGUUAAAAGUAGAUUCGAUGAAGCAUGUUUUUUUUCCUACUUGGGAUUCGUCGGUAUGUUGCACUUGCACUCCAAUGUUUAUGUCUACGACGACAUGUACUAUGUUUUAGUCUCCAUGUGAACAGCAACAUUACAGUGUAGUUACACCAAGCUAAUGAGUAGGCCCAAAUAGGACGCAAGUAUACUUAUGGAUUCUACUCCAAGUCAUUAUUCAAAACUAUAAUUAACUUUUAAGUGCAUAUACGAUUUAUGACCGGAGACUGGAUAACAUGCCCCAGAAUCACUCAUGAUGGCACAGAUGUACUCACUCUUGAUUUUUCUCCAUAUCUUCUGUGCUAGUGUUUCUCCAUACCUUUACACACUACCUUUUUGAAUAAUAUUCUCAAUGCUUAGUCUUUCUCAUUCUCCUUGCUACUACAUUACUUCAACCUAUUAAGCUAUACUGAUUGUUAAUUUUGUUUCGUCAAUCUAAUAUGCUAAUAAAAAAUUGAGCCAACGAAUAUUUUUUCUAGGCUCUACUCUAAUAAUAACUGACUGAAUGUAUGUGCAACAUCAAAACGUCCAGUCAACAAAUCCUAUAUACUGACAAGGAUAGAUGAAAUACGGUUUUCAGUAAUACAAAUUCCUACAAAUGAUAAUCGUUAAUUUUCAUUUUAUUAGUAAUAAAUAAAUAUCUACCCACUUUUGUGAACAAUCAGUGAAAUAGUCUCCUUUUUAUUAUUAAUCUUCUGGCAUUAUUUAUACAAUAGUAAUUAUUAAUGAUAUCUAAGUGUGCAAACUUUUUUUUUGAAUAUUCAGAUUGUAAUUAUAUAAAUUCUUGCAAAUAAAUUUAUACAUGUUUUCUCAA
Molecule: messenger RNA, 1748 nt
Organism: Schistosoma intercalatum
Lineage: Eukaryota; Metazoa; Platyhelminthes; Trematoda; Strigeidida; Schistosomatidae
Source: the annotation of a GenBank genome assembly